AGCCCCUGUUUUUCCCCGCACUGCGAACAGGCAGUGGUUCUGUCCUACGUGCUUGCAGCUCUGUUGUUGUGCAGAGCUGCAGCUACCGUGCUGAGACAGGGAGGGAGAAAGGGAGAGGGAGAGAGUGAGCAACAGUGAGAGACGGAGCGAGCGAGUGAGAGAGAGGGAGGGAGAAUAUUCAGGACGGAGCGCCAGCAAUUGUCUGUGCAUUCUGCCGCCGCUCAGAAACCAGCAGCAGCAGUAGAGAGAGAGAGAGAAAGAAAGCGAACAGCAGAGUGAAAAUACAGAGAGGGUGAAAAGGAAGUGAGGAAGGAAGAAGGCCUUCGGAGGGUGCUGUCGCGUCGCUUUGACUCGCACGCAGCUCCAUUGUUUAUUGUUGUUGCUUUUUUAUUCUCCGAGCGCUGUCGUCCAUCCUCUUCAGCAAGCCAAGGGCUGAAGCAGGGGGUGUGGGCAGCGGCCCCCUCUGACACACACACGGUGUGGACUCGUCGAAGGGGGGUGACGCCAGAGAGAAAGUGGGGGGGGGGUCCUCAUUUUUCCGUCCAUUGGUUGUCGCUCUGUCGUUCGGCGGCGGGCGAGAGGUCCCCUGACUUCUGAUGUCCCUGAACUCUGAGAAAUCCUCAUCCUCCGAAAGGCCUGAGAACCAGCAGAAAGCCCCCUCGGCGCCUCUUCCCCCUCCGCCUCCGCCACCACCCCCGCCCCCAGAGCCGGCUGCCCCACCAGAGCCAGAAGAAGAAAUCCUGGGCUCCGAUGAUGAGGAGCAGGAGGACCCUGCGGACUACUGUAAAGGAGGGUACCACCCAGUAAAGAUCGGGGACCUGUUCAAUGGACGCUACCAUGUGAUCCGCAAGCUUGGCUGGGGCCACUUCUCCACGGUGUGGCUGUGCUGGGACAUCCAGGGGAAGCGCUUCGUGGCCAUGAAGGUGGUGAAGAGCGCUCAGCACUACACUGAGACGGCCCUGGACGAGAUCAAGCUACUGCGAUGUGUACGGGAGAGUGACCCCGGCGACCCCAACAAGGAUAUGGUGGUCCAACUGAUUGAUGACUUCAAGAUCUCUGGAGUCAACGGGAUUCAUGUGUGCAUGGUUUUUGAAGUUCUGGGGCACCACUUGUUAAAGUGGAUCAUCAAGUCCAACUACCAGGGUCUCCCCCUGCCUUGUGUGAAGAGCAUCAUCCGACAGGUGCUGCAGGGGCUGGACUACCUCCACAGCAAGUGUAAGAUCAUCCACACGGACAUCAAGCCUGAAAACAUCCUCAUGUGCGUGGAUGAUGCGUUCGUGCGCAGGAUGGCCGUGGAGGCCACAGAGUGGCAAAGGUCGGGGGCCCCUCCCCCGUCUGGCUCUGCAGUAAGCACGGCCCCCCAGGUCAAGCCGGUGGGCAAGAUCUCCAAGAACAAGAAGAAGAAGCUGAAGAAGAAGCAGAAGCGGCAGGCCGAGCUGCUGGAGCGGCGCCUGCUGGAGAUCGAGGCUCUGGAGCGCGAGGCGGAGAGGCAGCGGGCCAGCGAAAGCCAGGGGGAGGACAACGCAGAGCCCCCCCACCUGCCGCCACAGCCAGGGGUCGCCGCUGCAGAGAGUGACGAGGACGAGGAUGAGGACGAUGAUGUAGAGCAGGAGGAAGGAGAGGGAAACAGGGAAAGAGGAAGGGCAGCAAGACUCACCAAUCACAACUGCUCUUCAGAAGUGCAGAAACCAGAUGGUCCAGCCGACGUGCCGAGGCCUGAGGAAGGGGAGACAAAGAGAGACAGCCCUAUAGCCACAGGGAAAGAGGAUGGCUGCAGACAAAAAGAGGAGGAAGAGGAGGAAGAAGAGGAGGAGGAGGAGGAGGUGCAGGAGGUGGAGAAGGAGAAGGGUGGGGAAGAGAAAAUUGCAGCCAUCAAUCCAAAGGUGGAAGAAGCUGACCCAAAGAAAGUACUGGCAGAAGAAAAGGAAGAGGAUGGAGCCAGGGAAGAGGAGGAGGACGAGGAGGAAGAGGAUGAUGAGGAGGAAGAGGAUGAGGAUGCCGGUGAGACACAGAAGGAUGCUCCCAAAACCAAUGGUCACAUGCUGCUGGUGGAGGAGCAGGUGGACCGCGGGGGCAGGACUCUGCUCUGCCCCCUGGUGGACUCUGAGCUUAGCAUCACAGACCGUGACGCCUCUGUCAGCUCUUCCUGCGAGCUCUUCAACGGCGAAGCCCCGGUAAUGGCCAACGGGGGCCGCCACAGAGCCACAGCACCCUGUUACCCCGAGCUGCCCCUGGACCCUGAGCCCUGCACAGCUGGACCAGCGCUGCACAGCCCUCCGGCCGAUCGCAGUCGCACCGUCUCCUUUUCCAGUACGGGGGACGCACCUAAAGUGAAGGCUCGGGCCGCAGACCUGCUAAUAAACCCCCUGGAUCCCUGCAAUGCAGACAACCUGAGGGUCAAGAUAGCGGACCUGGGGAACGCCUGCUGGGUGCACAAGCACUUCACCGAGGACAUCCAGACACGGCAGUACCGCUCCAUCGAGGUCCUGAUCGGUGCCGGCUACAGCACCCCCGCUGACAUCUGGAGCACAGCCUGCAUGGCAUUUGAAUUAGCAACUGGAGACUACUUGUUUGAGCCUCACUCUGGAGAGGAUUAUUCCAGGGAUGAAGACCACAUAGCCCACAUCAUUGAACUGCUGGGUUGUAUCCCACGACACUUUGCACUCUCCGGAAAGUACUCCCGGGAAUUCUUCAACCGCAGAGGAGAGCUACGGCACAUCACCAAGCUAAAGCCCUGGUCACUGUUUGACGUGCUAGUGGAGAAGUACGGCUGGACUCCAGAGGAUGCGGGUCACUUCACUCAUUUCCUGUUGCCCAUGCUGGAGAUGGUGCCAGAGAAGAGGGCCUCUGCCGGGGAAUGCCUCAGGCACCCCUGGCUGACUUCAUAGCAGCGCCCCCCUGUGGCAGCUUCUGGAACAGCUACACUUCACAUAGACUAGAAAGAAGGAAAGGGGUGGAAGAGCUAAUAGGGGGGUGGUUUGUUUCUGGAUCUGAUCAGUUCCUGAUCUGCCACCAUUAGAAUAAAGCGACACACAUGCUGACAGACACGCACAACAGACAACUGCAGCUUUGCCUGGUGUUUCUGCAAACUCCAGCAAAUAAGUUAUCAGUGUCUCCCGUCGACCUGUCAUUUCUAUGUGUGAUAGACAGUUUCUCAACCUGUCUGUCAUAUGAAUGUUACAGACAGCCCCUCAACCUUCCUGUCUGUCUAUCUGUGUUACAGACAACCCCUCAACCUGUCAUAUCUAGGAGUAACAGAAGCUUCUCGACCUGUCUGUCUGUCUGUCUAUCAUGUCUGUGUUACAAACAGCCCCUUUGACCUUUCAUAUCUAUGAAUAACAGACAGCCUCUUGACUUCUCUGUCAGUCUGUUUGUAUAUCGGUGUUAGACAGCCUUUUGACCUGUCUGUCAUAUCUGAGUAAGAGACAGCUUCACAACCUAUCAGUCUGUCAUCUGUGUUAGACAGGCAAUCGACCUGUCUGUCUUAUCCGAGUAACAAAUGGCCUCUCAUCCUGUCUGUCUAUCUAUGAGUAACAGACAGUCUUUCUGCCUGCAGGUCUGUCUGUCAUAGUAGACUCAACCUGUCUGUCUUAUCUGUAUUAUAGGCAGCUCCUUGACCUGUCUGUCAUAUCUAUGAGUAACAGCCUCUUGACCUGUCUGUUUAUCAUAUCUGUGAAUAACAAACAGCUUCUUGACCUGUUUAUCAUACCAAUGAGUAACAGAUGCCCUCUUGACCUGUCUGUCUAUGAGUAACAGACGGCCAUUUUACCUGCCUGCCUGUCUGUCUGUCUAUCUGUCUGUCGUAUCAGCAUGACACAGCUCAGCAUUUGCCCUUCUCUUCCUACCACAAGGCAGAUUAGUAUGGCACCUACCCCUCAGCCUUCCUACUCUUCUCUCUCUCUCUCUCUCGGUUAGCUGGUCGUUUAUGCCACAGACAGCUAGUGCAUAAGAGUCCCAGAGUUAGACAGGAAACAACGAUGCAGGGGGAGCGACUAAGGCUGCAUUGGGUGCUCUUGGUACGUCUUCACUCACAUGGAGGGUGGAGCAGAAACAGGCAUGACGGGGUGUGUGGCGAAGCUUCAGGCAUGGAGGACAGCGCCUGACGGAUUUCAGUCACAGCCUCCGCUAUCACAGAGGUCUGUAAGAGACACUGGCCAACAAAAUAUAACGUUCCUGUCCUACAGAAUGGUUGCCUCUCCAUUUCAGACCAUUGCUGCCAGAUAUAAGUAUAGAAGAUGGCCCAUACCUCUUUCAGAAAUGGUAACAUCCUAGCAGGAAAACGACCAGACUGUUUACUCUUUCCUGUUUUAACCGUAAGCAGCACUGCCAUGGUUGGAAAAUGAGAUUUGCCCCUGAGGGUCAGCACAGCCCCCCUUCCUCAUUUCCUGUGGAACACGAGCGCUCUGUCAGGAUGUCUCCAGCCCCGCCCACGCCCACGCCCCCGUCUCCCGCGCCAGAAGGCUGUGGUCCUUCCAUCAGGAUGGCCGCAGUACUGUCUAACUGUUUACACUCCAGAGUCCUUACAUUUCUUGAGAACUGUGCAUCCCGUUUCAGGCUGCCACAGAGGAAAACAACCCCCGCCCACUAGGGGGCGCCCUAAAAGGACACUGCUUAGGCAAAGAUGUGCAAAAAGUUCAAUUUAGUCAUAUUUGUGGCUUUUCUGUGAAAAAGACUGAUAUGAAAGUUGAGAAAGGAUGCUCGAGUGAACAAUUCAGUGUGUUGCACCAGUUGUUUUGGUCUGUUUGUUAUAUAUAUACAUAUAUAUUUUUAACAGGAAGUAGCCACAGUGUCUGUGGAAUCAAAGAGUAAGGACAUCUAGCCUGCCCCCAGACCUCACAAGCUCCGCCCCCCGACCACCAGGCCACCCCCACCAUUCCAAGGCCCCUCGCCCUUCCAUUUACAUUUUGAAUUCCAGAUCCUGUGACAUUAUUGUACUUUUUUCCUGAUGGAAUGGCAUGAUAACCUUUUCAGUGACCUGUUUUCUGAUCCAGAUAGGCUGCCCCAACACACCUUUCUCCCAUCCUGCCCGGUUGACUCUUCUCCAAAUCUUGGAUUCCUGAUUGACUUUUCCACAUGUAUUUUCCAAAAGGAGGUUGCACUUGUCUUGUUCAGGGAUUAACUUUGUACAUAAUACUGAGAUACUGGUAUGCUGAUCAGAAUGAAGACGUGAUGCUCGCAUCGUUUUGGAGGAGGCCCAGUUUAGUCAUCAAAGGAUUUCCACGGACACCCAGAUCAACCCCUCCCCCCCCAUGCUUUUCUGGGGUGGACUGGGGAUGCAGUGGUAUAGAGAGCGAGUGGAACCACCAAGCGUGCCUCCCUGUGGCCAGCAAGGGAACUGCGGUCUCUCAGACUGCAGCCUUCGGUGCCAAGAACUCUUCCACUCCAUUCCAUCUGUCACGCAUCAUGAUUAGUGCAGUUGCCUAUUUUCGCAAUAAAUCAAUAUAAGUAGAUAGUAAAAUAUUUUUAAAAGAAACUUUAAUUUAAAAAGAAGAGAAUUUCUCUGAUAUUGUGACAGUGACCGAAUUAUGUCCGUGCUGAGGUGAUUGUGCUUGUCUGUUAGAGAUGUUUUUAUUUCUUUAAUUAUUAUUAUUAUUAGUUUCUUUUUUUACUUGGGCAUCACCUCUCCCUCUUCUCUCAUGAACAGUGCUGCUCUUUUGGAGUUUACGAUAAUACUCAAACAUUUUUGCAAUAAUGGUAAUCACGAUGAAAUGAAUUUUGCACCAAAUGCUCUUGAUUUCCCUCUCAGCCAUGCCGACUGUUCUUCUGACAGAAUUGGUUUCUUCUGUGUUUUUCGUUGACAGAUUUAAUAAAGUUGUAAAUUAAACUGAAUCCCCAGGGGCAGCCUUUGAUCCAUUUCCGCCGGCUGUUCGUGCUGUUGUGUCUCAUCCACUGUAUUGCUUCCCUCUUGUACAUAAUGUAAAUAUAAAAGUAGUGGUAUAAUAAAGACUAUGGAUCUAUAUCCUUGUAUUCUACAAAAAGAGGGAAGAUAUUUUUUAAUAUCCCCCUUCUGUUUUUUGGCACAGAUAUUGUCCGUUUAGGUAAAAACUCCAUGGGUUACAUGCAUUGUUGGUUUAUAAAGCCUGAUGUCAGUUUCCUUUCAGAUGUAUAAAAUAUCUAGUGUUUUUCAGCCUUAA
Messenger RNA from Paramormyrops kingsleyae, 6134 nucleotides. RefSeq names its product SRSF protein kinase 2-like. Gene Ontology annotation, biological process: spliceosomal complex assembly; intracellular signal transduction; peptidyl-serine phosphorylation. Gene Ontology annotation, cellular component: cytoplasm; nucleus. The record is from RefSeq and is a predicted model, not a curated record. Gene Ontology annotation, molecular function: ATP binding; protein serine/threonine kinase activity. NCBI's taxonomy places the organism in Eukaryota, Metazoa, Chordata, Actinopteri, Osteoglossiformes, Mormyridae.